Bemisia tabaci is the source of this 738-nucleotide messenger RNA. The record is from RefSeq and is a predicted model, not a curated record. Lineage: Eukaryota; Metazoa; Arthropoda; Insecta; Hemiptera; Aleyrodidae.
UAGAAUGUUUUAGCCGUUUUUUAAUAAUUUUUUUCAAUCAUGGGUUUGAAGUUCCUACUUAGUGAAAAAGGGCGCGAUAAAUUAGUGCAUCGUAACUAUAUCUAUAGACAGGAGAAAAUCGUCGGAGAAAAAAUAAUUUGGAAGUGCGUGUUGUACGAGAGAAAUCACCGCAGAGGGCGCGCCGAUUUUUAAUUCAUGACGAUGGUCCAUGUGAAAAGCGAAUUUUAAUACAUAUAUUUGGCACCGACGAGGAUUUACAGUUUAUGAAACAAUGCAAGCAUUGGUAUUGCGAUGGGACGUUUAAUGUUUCGCCACAUCUUUUUAAGCAACUUAAUACGAUCCACGGUAUCGGCUAUUCAAACGUCUUUCCAUCUGUGUAUGCCCUGUUGCCUUAAGGUAUGCCAAAAAGAAUAUGGACAAGAAAAACGUUGUCGAUAAUAGCGCGAAACAGCGAAAUCCUAACAACGAAGCUGGUGGGGGAAUUGGAUCCCGGCCUCGAGCCGACGCAAAAUACACACCAGAGGAGAAUAAGUCAAUGCAAAAAAAUCCGAAUAACGAGCGGUACCAAGGACCGGGAAAGAAAUGAGCAACAAGCUCACUCGAAAAACCAUGGCAAAUCUCAUCUUGCGUCUCAACGUAAAUAUUGCAAAACUACAUAUCAUGACCAUAUGUCUAUGGCUAACCCAGUAAAUUUUGAAAAAAUAUGUCUUUGAACCAAUACAUUUUCUAAAACAUUCA